Messenger RNA from Phaedon cochleariae (mustard beetle), 7384 nucleotides. NCBI's taxonomy places the organism in Eukaryota, Metazoa, Arthropoda, Insecta, Coleoptera, Chrysomelidae. The record is from the annotation of a GenBank genome assembly.
GCUAUAGAAGAUCUAUUUAUACAUUUAUGAUUUGUACACCCUUGAUCGCAUAAAUCAGUGCCAAUUUUCAAUUCGGUGUUAAACUACUGUUUUCCUGAUUGAUUGUGCAUUGUUGAGACUUUUUGAUCUCUGAUUGUGAACAAUAUUCGUUUGUAAGUUGAACCGCUUGUGACAUCUCAUUGAAUUAGCUUUGAUCUAUUCUGUUCGUGAAGUGAAUGAAAAUAAACAGGAUUAUGUAUUGUGGCGAGUGUUCUGAAGCUACAGCUGAGGCCUUAGAUGCUCUUUCACAGAUAAGUGGAAUUUAUAAAUAUUCUUAUGAGGUUACCCCCACUUCGGGUAGACCCAUCAGCUACACAGAUGAGUCUUGGAAACCUUCUUCAGGAGAAUCAACCAAAGACCCUUCUUGCCCCACAGAGUGUCGCCAAAGCAAAACCAAGCGCGUCAAAAACUACCUGAAAAAGUGUAAAAGCGCCCUAGGCACCAGUAAAUCUGCCAGCUUAGACGUAUCAUCCAACUGCAGUGAAAAAAACGAAACGUCAUCGUGGUACCUUGAGAACCAAAUCGAAGAAAAUCUGAAUGAGUGCGAAGUCAAAGAACUCGAAGAUGUGUUUGAAAACGCGACAGUUCAUACGGAUAUCGAUGAUUGUUCGCUUCAAGUCGCGAAUAUAGUGGAAGUGCGGGGUCCACCGGGUAGUAACGACCAGUGCGACGACAAUGAAUACCAAAGAGAAGAUGAGGAAGGAAGGAACGAGAAGGAAGAAGACCUUAUGACUGCACCAGUAGCCACCUCGCCUGUCUUGCAGAAACUGCAAGAAGAGGAAGACGGUGGAGUCGACGGUGAGACUUUGGGGUUUCGAGAAAGAUCGCUCUUGAUAACAACUGUUAAGAGCGACGUAGAAAGCUUGGUUGACAAAUAUUUCGGGAGUUUGUACAAGAAUUACGAACAUUCCAGAAAAUGUUUGAUCAGACAAGCGAGGAACCUGCUCGUCUGUGAAUAUCAUGGAUGCUUGCGUCGCUUUGAAGAUGAAUUCUGCAUACAGGCUAAUAAACUGCUGGGACAUCUCAAGAAUGUACGUGCAUCAGACCCCACGUCACCAUCCGGCUGGCCGCUAUGCGUCGGCCCAGCCGGCAUAGCCGUCCACCUGGGUGCCCUAGACGCGUCCCUGGUCCGCAACCGAGACUGCUACCUCUGCGUGCGCAGUCGCAGCCAGCCUGGCCUCGAAGUGGCCCUGAUCUGGCGGCAGCAGCACAAGAUUCACUGCCACACCGUGGCAGAGUUCCGCAACCCGCUUCACUCCCUAGAUGAGAUCAUGUGUUCGAGCCUGAGGUCCGCUUCGGAUCUGGAGAUCACCUCCUACGACGACUACGAUGGCUCGCAGCUUCCAGAGAUGCUGCAGCACCUGCUGGUUUCCGUCGAGCACGCCAUAGAAAGAGUGCCUCUGGACGAUUUGACGUUUCCUUGUCCGCAGUGCCUACAGUACUUGAGGCUGGACAGGUCGGAGGAUGAGGUAGUGUCUUGCGCGUGCCAGUGCUCGUGCAGACUGUCUGAGGGUCCUGUAGAUAAGAAGGAUUCCUCGAUGCAGACCAGUCCGAUGUUCGAGUUCGUCGGGUCCAUUCCUCAUAUCGAUAGUGAUGAAGAUGAUGACAAGGAGUCGAUCAGAUCAGGUUCAUCUAGUAAAAAGAUGGAAAUUGCUACACCAAAACGAAUAGACGAACUACCAGAUAAGCUGUUGAUGUCUGGUAUAAACUUGCCAGGUACUGCCGACAAUGAUGGAAGACCGAUCAUCCUUUGCUAUGCCGAGUGUAUUGCCAGAGUGGGACUCAACAAGUACGAGAUCGCCAAGUUGUUGCUCUAUUAUUGCACCAUUCCCACAGUUGAGAGCAGAGAAAGAGGAUUCACCGUUCUUCUCCUGGCAGAAAAUGAGACUGACUAUAAAAUCCUUGAAGUGUUGGACAAGUCCCUGUGUCUGAUUGGAAAUUCUAUGAAAAUCCAUAGAUUCCUCGUUUGGCAACCAGGAGUCAGGAACAGGGAAGAGAAAGUAUUAUCUAGUCGUGUACAGGUCAAAGUGCUAUCAGAUGAAUCCUCACUCAACAAGUACAUCAGCAAAGACCAAGCUCCCGUCAGUUGUGGUGGCAGUAGCACCCACGACCAGCUCGAAUGGGUCGAGUUUUUCAGACAGCUGGAACCAUUCCUGACCUCCUGCAAGGUGGCAGGAAGGAAUCUGCUGUCUACGUUAUCGCAGCUCAGGAACGAGGAAGUGCCACUGCAGGUCACCCGGAGGUUUUUGAAUCAUCAGUGCAGGCAAAUCACCAAGGCUCUGGAGUCCGAGUGCAUUCAUAAAUUGAGAAGAGAGGGAAAGAAGACUUUAGCUACUUUGGAGGAACGGAAACAAUGGUUGUCGAGUAGCAGGGAUGUUAGAAGGUGUGUCAGCAUUUCUGUGGAGUCAUUCAAUGCUGUUGAGUUUGUGACGAAGAGAUUGGAGAAGCUCAAACAGGAACGAAUGGAGAAGCUGAAAGAACUUUCGAAGUUCCGGAGUCUCAAAGAAGAGGCUGACGGGCUCUUCUCGUGGACUAGUAAUGUUGGCGAAGAAACACUCAACAGUUUAACGUUACUUCUUCGGUCCGCUGGUGAUGCUGAUGCUUCCAAACAAGUUGCCAACGACUUUGAGAAGUUCUUCUUCAAUGCGUGGAGACAAAUCGAGAAGGCGAAUGACCUUCACGAAGAAACCAAACACAUAAAUGAUUCAAAAGGCCAAAGUCUGAAGGAACUGACCGAAAACCUACAUAUCCAAAUGAAAGCGUUCAGAGAAAAACUUGAAGAUGCCAGGGAGAGAAUCGAAGACAGCUGCAGAUGUUUUCUACUGCUCGAAUCGUGUCGAGACAUACUGGAAGAUGACUCCAAGGAGCAGGCAGAGUUCAUCAAGAUGGCUGAGAAUUCUGGGAAUGAAAAGUUGGUCCGGAUAUGUCAGUCAGUCAAGAAGAAAGAAGAAGUUACCGAAUCCAAUGAACCACCUGAUAAAGUAGGAGACCCAGGCUCUCCGAAAUGUUCUAUGGCCGAAAUAAGUGCUGCUAGUACUCCUGUCAGACCCCAUAACAGCCAAAUCAGAAGGAGAUCGGUCAGUUCACUGGCGUUCAUCUACCACUGCAAUCACGUAGCAGCCGGAGAAAUAUGCAACUGUUGUGAAUCCGACACCGAAAAUUCUGUAUCCUACAGACUGAAGAAGAAAUACAUUCAAUCGCUACAGGAAUGCGGGUGCUCACCUAGUGCUAAUAUCAAGGACUCUUUGGAGCGCAAAAACAGUGGCACUCUGGGCGGCAUCAAGGAAGAACGUGAAAGUGUGGAAGAUCUCUUGGAAAAAGUUGACUCUGAGAAUGGUGACUGUAAUAGGUGUGAUAGUGGUGUGUCUACUGCAGAAAACUCUGUCGGUGACGAAAUUAUGUACAGUAAGAAAAAAGUGCAAAGAAGUUGUUCGUGUCAGUAUUAUAGGGAGGGUUGUAAUUUGUGUAGUGCUGGUAGCUCUAGCACUGGCUCAAAUCAGGAUCAUACAGAAAAUCAGCAUGAUAGUAUAAUAGAGGAGGGGAUCGAUGGAUUCCUGAAAAGUAAUAGUAGUGAUGAUAUAGAAGAUGACCACUUUUCGGAAGAAAGAAGGAAAGUGCCUCCUGUAGCAGCCAAUAACCACUUGUAUUGUCAUGCUUCAACCCUGGACCUGCCUUCAGAUGCCUUAUAUAAUAAUAUGGACCCAAAGACUCAAAAGACCUUAACUUACAUUAUCAAGGAAAUGGUGGAAACCGAGCGAGACUAUGUGAAAUCGCUUGAUUAUAUCAUCAUAAACUACAUACCAGAACUACAGCGAGAAGAUAUCCCCCAGGCCUUGAGAGGCCAGAGGAACACAGUUUUUGGAAAUGUUGAGAAAAUAUACGAGUUUCACAGCCAACAUUUCCUCAAGGAAUUGGAGGAAUUCAUUACUAAUCCUUUGCAAGUUGGCCAAAUAUUCCUCAAAUAUGACAACAGGUUCUAUCUGUACGCCUUAUACAACAAGAACAAGCCCAAGUCAGACUCGUUAAUGUCAGAAUAUGGAACUUUGUUCUUCAAGAGCAAGCAAAUAGAGUUGGGGGAUAAAAUGGAUCUGGCCAGUUAUCUACUGAAACCUGUCCAACGUAUGGGGAAAUACGCCCUACUCCUUCAGCAGAUGAUGAAAGCUUGUUCAGCAUCUCUCCAGGAUGCUCCUGAGAGACGAAUUCAAGAUCUUGACGAUUUGAAACAGGCUGAGGAAAUGGUUCGCUUCCAGUUGCGACAUGGAAACGACUUGUUGGCAAUGGAUUCUAUCAGAGAUUGCGAUGUCAAUCUCAAGGAACAGGGUCGUCUGAUACGACAAAACGAGUUUCUGGUAUGGGAAGGACGUUCGGGGAAAAAGUCACUGAGACAAGUAUUCCUGUUCGAAGAGUUGAUACUUUUCAGCAAAGCCAGGAGGUUUCCAGACAGAAAGAAUCUCGACCUUUACAUCUACAAGAACAGUAUUAAGAUGACUGAUAUAGGACUGACCGCGAAAAUAGGGGACAGUCCCACCAAAUUCGAAAUUUGGUUCAGAAAGCGAAAACCCAAUGAUACAUUCACAUUGCAAUCUAUGACUGAAGAUGUUAAGAAGAUAUGGGCAGAGGAGUUGUCACAGUUACUUUGGCGACAAGCUAUCAAAAAUAGAGCUGUCAGAAUGGCCGAGAUGUCAUCAAUGGGAAUUGGAAAUAAACCUUGCUUAGACAUCAGACCAAGUGGAAAUCAAAUUAGUGACAGAUCCAUUAGCUUCGCCCAGUUGAGUAGAACUGUCCCAAGGUUCCGCAAUUCCGUAGUUGGCACCAUGACGGAAGUGUGUACGAAAAUCAAGCGACCGCAUUCGGUUAUUUCGAUGUCGAGCAGCGUGUCAUCAGGCAGUACAAGUUCUAGUGGGUCCAGUGGGUCCGGUGGGUCCCUUGGGACGCCUGUUGGAUCCAACAAUAUCCCCAUUGUUCUUGCCUUCGAGUCCACCUGCGAUAGUCCAAAGCCCUACCACAAAUCUGCCACAUUGAAUAGCCAAUGUUCCAUAGAGAGUGGCAUCAUAACAGAUAUGUCGGUGGGAUCAGAUGACUUCCAAGAACAGAUAAAUACAGGGUCUUGAAAGAACUUGUCAAGAAUUCACAUAAAUAUUACAAAGGCUUGAUAGCGAACUUGAAAUAGACGAAUUCAUGAAUCCAAUUCAAACAUCAAUUUUUUUCAUCACUGAUAUGUUCAAGAUUAUAUUUAUUAGUUCUGAUCAGUUCUUCGUCGUAGUUUCGUUAUUAUGGUCCAGGAAACUGAUGCAACAUUUUUCAGUUUUGAGCCAAACGAACCGUUAUUUUGACUGUUUUAAGUCGAAAUACACCAUGUGCCAGGAUAUGUUACUUAUAGUUAACUCGUAGAUUUUCAAAUUAUUGUUUCGAAUAAUAUAUUAUUAUUGUUAGGUAUUAUAAUAGAUGGAUUAUAUGAGUGUGCAUGCUAUAGUGUAUAUAACAAUAGAUAUCUGACAGUUCUCAAUUCACACUGGAAAUUGAACUAGAGCGAUGAAGGAUAUAAAGCUAUCAGCAAGAGAAAAGUACAUACCUUUUCCAAAUAUGUUUUUCAUGUAACUUUAUGUAACUUUUGUUUCCAAUACUUUAUUUAUUAAUUUGUUAUAGUUUGUACUUAAAUGUCAUGUAACGAAUUCUACCACUAGAAAAUUUCAGGAUCUUCAGGGAAUUCAUCAUGAAAUAUGUAUAUAGAAAAAAUAUAAAAUAUCUAACAGGACACCAAUUUCAUAACUAUUAAUAUUGAACACAAUUGAUGGCUAUCAUUAGCGAUUCACCAUGGCGAUAUUGGAAAUCUUUGGCAGCUUUUAAAAUAUUGACAAGAGUAUUGAAAUAAUAAACUGCAUCAUCAAAUAUAUCGCACCAGGAAAUUGAACAAAAUGUUCUAACCCCAUUCAACCCCAUUCAACCCCACUUAACUCAGAGCAGGUAUCGCUUUUUUUUUGUCGUUUUCCAUUGAUGUUUUGGGGUUCACAUUCCUAACAGUCAUGCUAAUCCCAGUCAACUCAAACUUUGAACAUUAAAAUUCAAACACCCUACUUUCGAUAGGUACAUUUAUGACAAGGUUAUCAACUGAAAAGUUGAAAAACCGGAAUUCGCGUUAUAUCUCGCGAGCUCCAAAUCAUACAGUGUUGUGUUUUUCGAAUUCUGUUCGAAUCCAAAUUAGUUUUUGGAAAACUUGCAAAUAUACAGUGUGUCGCCUUUUCCUGCAAAUUUCAGAACCCUACCUCAAUAGUUACGUGAGAUACGGAGGUGCUUCCAUGAGAGGUGAGACAAAACUAAAUUUUUCUGAACUGGAAAUUUUCCUGGAAAAAUAUGUAUAAUCAGUGAAUUGUACCUCCUGAUUUCGUAUCCGAAGUGAUUUUCAACCUAUUGUGCCUCCUAUUAUAAUUUUCCGGAAAAUGGGGUGGUCCCAUGGCUGUUGGCGACCAGUGUAUUUCACUGAAGAUGAGUCAACUUGGUGAUAGAGUGCAUUUUCAGUAUUUCUGUCGCUCCAGCAGAUACAGGGGAGUUUCGAUCAGAAGUGAAACACACUGUAUACGUUAUAUGACGUAUGUAUUGUGUAUAACUGAGUUCACCUUUUAUAACCACAAUUCAUAUCGAUUGACUUGAGCUCAUAGAACAUUUCAAAGUUAAUUCGAUGCCAUAGAUACGAAGCGAACACAUUACCACGAGUAGAAUUCAAUUCAAGAUGGAUAUAAUAACUUUUUUUCAUUUUUGGAGAGGUAUUCCUCCAUUUUUUCUCAUCUAUGAUAAAUGAAACGAAGGAAAUAGACGCUAUCCUUGUUAUGUUCAAAAAUUGUACGUUAAGAAAGUCAUAAAAACCAACAUUUCCACGCACACAGGUUGAGUUUAUUUGUGGAACAUUUAAAAACAUAACAUUAUUUUAGGAUCAGUUUGCUUGUAUGAAAUUGAAACAUGUUUUGGAAUAGCUGACGUUGAUACCUAACCACUAAUGGCACAGAUGAUUAAAUACAUAUUAAAUACAACCCAAUCAACAAAACUGACCGAACUGUUCACAAUGAUAAUGUAGUCAUUACGAGCAAAAUAAUCGUUUGAUAUGCAUUUUACAUGAAGUACGAUAUGUAGUCGUUGGAACGUUCCUGAAAUAUAUUAUUCUCAUUAUCUCGUUGAAAAUUCUUCCAAACUGUGAGCCUUCGAUUUCCAAUUCUCCAUGGUGAGAUAUAUCGACAGGAACAGCUAUACUGUAUCCUCUAAUAUUAUGGAUUAGAUGAAAAUUUUGUAAAUGCAUGAUUUUUAUAAUUCACUGUAGUCAUAUUGGAGUUUAAUGGAAUAUAUAUACAUAUGU